Molecule: messenger RNA, 741 nt
Organism: Haliotis rufescens (red abalone)
Lineage: Eukaryota; Metazoa; Mollusca; Gastropoda; Lepetellida; Haliotidae
Product: delta-like protein 1
Exons: 5
Coding region: 1-741 (246 amino acids)
Biological process (GO): cell communication
Cellular component (GO): membrane
Source: RefSeq, a predicted model, not a curated record
AUGCUUAUUUUUGUUGAUAUCAGGUUGACACUUCACAUUGGUAUUGACUGCUCCAAGGAUUUCUACGGGAAGCAAUGCAAAGUAUACUGCAAAGACUCGGAUGACCAGACAGGGCAUUACAACUGUGAGGACGAUGGACACAAGCUCUGUAUGAAGGGGUGGAAAGGCAGUAAUUGCACCGAGCAAGAGAACGCCUGUGACGGUAACAGCUGUCAAAACAAUGCCACGUGUUACAUCACGAAAGGACCAAUUGCAACAUAUCGAUGUGAAUGCACUUCAGCCUAUACAGGAACGUACUGUACAGAACGCUGGAACAUCCUGAGGAAUGCAACGAUUGCUCAAGAAACAUCAACGCUCGCACCAACGACUCGUGUGCAUCCCAAACCUACACCAGCAUAUACGGCAUCAACGAGGCCUCCGACAUACUCAAAGACAUGUACACCUUCACAAGCCUUACAGUUCGGGAUAGAUGGUCAGACGUCAUCGCCCGACGUGGUUAGAAACGACAUAAAACGUUUCUUGUCAGAAAGAGGCGUGAGUGACAUCUACAACGUCGACAUCAUUGAAAAGGAUAUAUCAGGAUAUAGGCAUCCACAUGUCCUCAUUACACCACUACGUCAGCCUAACAUCACUGAAAACAUAGAGCUGCUAAUAAUAGAACAUGUGAAACACCUUACUGGACAUCACCCUGAAGAACCACAUUGUGUCGAUAUGAAACAACCACGCAACUGGAUACGAUGA